Molecule: messenger RNA, 3097 nt
Organism: Emys orbicularis (European pond turtle)
Lineage: Eukaryota; Metazoa; Chordata; Testudines; Emydidae
Gene: GAN
Product: gigaxonin
Exons: 13
Coding region: 1-1812 (603 amino acids)
Biological process (GO): cytoskeleton organization
Molecular function (GO): protein binding
Source: RefSeq, a predicted model, not a curated record
AUGUCGGGCCAGAGCGCGGUGAGCGACCCCCAGCACGCCGCCCGCCUGCUGCGGGCCCUCAGCUCCUUCCGCGAGGAGAGCCGCUUCUGCGACGCGCACCUGGUGCUGGAGGGCGAGGAGAUCCCCGUGCAGAAGAACAUCCUGGCGGCCGCCAGCCCCUACAUCAGCUUUUUUGCGUAUCUUAGAACAAAAUUGAACUAUAAUCCUCCAAAGGAUGAUGGAUCUACAUAUAAGAUUGAACUUGAAGGGAUAUCUGUUGAAAUCAUGAGAGAGAUACUGGAUUACAUCUUCAGUGGGCAGAUCAGGCUAAAUGAAGACACUAUCCAAGAUGUUCUGCAGGCAGCUGAUCUCCUCCUUCUUACAGAUCUUAAAACUCUCUGCUGUGAGUUUUUAGAAGGUUGUAUAGCUGCUGAGAACUGUAUUGGUAUUCGGGACUUUGCACUGCACUAUUGUUUGCGUCACGUUUAUUACCUUGCCUCGGAGUAUCUGGAAACUCACUUCCGAGAUGUCAGCAGCACAGAGGAGUUCCUGGAACUGAGUCCCCAAAAACUGAAAGAAGUGCUAUCCCUGGAAAAGCUGAAUGUUGGAAAUGAAAGAUAUGUAUUUGAAGCAGUAAUUAGAUGGAUCUCCCAUGAUUCAGAAUUAAGAAAGGUUCACCUGAAGGAUGUCAUGUCAGCAGUGUGGGUUUCAGGAUUAGAUUCAACUUAUUUGCGUGAGCAAAUGAUGAGCGAACCACUGGUACGGGAGAUUGUCAAAGAAUGUAACAACAUUCCACUCACUCCACCACAGCAGGGGGAGGCAAUGUUAGCUUCUUUCAAACCCAGAGGUUAUUCCGAGUGUAUAGUGACUGUUGGUGGUGAAGAAAGAGUGUCACGGAAGCCAACAGCUGUGAUGCGAUGCAUGUGCCCACUUUAUGAUCCUAAUAGGCAACUCUGGAUUGAACUUGCCCCUAUGAGCAUUCCAAGAAUCAACCAUGGGGUACUCUCAGCAGAAGGAUUUUUGUUUGUACUUGGAGGUCAAGAUGAAAAUAAGGAAACACUGAGCUCUGGAGAAAAAUAUGAUCCUGAUACCAAUUCAUGGAGUUCCUUGCCACCAAUGAAUGAGGCACGGCAUAAUUUUGGUUUGGUAGAGAUUGAUGGAAUUCUGUAUAUUCUGGGAGGUGAGGAUAGAGAAAGGGAGCUACGCUCUAUGGAGUGCUAUGACAUUUAUAACAAGACCUGGACCAAGCAGCCAGAUCUGACCAUGGUUAGAAAGAUUGGCUGCUAUGCAGCUAUGAAGAAGAAAAUCUAUGCCAUGGGCGGAGGCUCCUAUGGAAAACUGUUUGAAUCUGUUGAGUGUUACGACCCUAGGACUCAGCAAUGGACAGCCAUCUGUCCACUAAAAGAGAGAAGAUUUGGGGCAGUGGCAUGUGGAGUUGCCUCAGAGCUUUACGUGUUUGGUGGAGUCAGAAGUCGUGAUGAUAAUCAGGCCAGUGAGAUGGUGACAUGCAAAUCUGAAUUCUAUCAUGAUGAGUUUAAAAGGUGGAUUUAUCUAAAUGAUCAGAACUUAUGCAUCCCAGCCAGUUCUUCCUUUGUGUAUGGAGCUGUACCUAUUGGGGCCAGUAUUUAUGUCAUUGGAGAUCUUGAUACAGGUACCAAUUAUGACUACGUUAGAGAGUUUAAAAGGAGCACAGGAACUUGGCACCAUACGAAACCAUUAUUUCCAUCAGACCUUCGCCGCACUGGCUGCGCAGCCUUGCGGAUUGCAAACUGCAAGCUUUUCCGACUGCAGCUUCAGCAAGGAUUGUUCCGUAUUCGUGUUCCUUCCCCAUGAUUAGUCCUCUAAAAAUGGAAGAGAUGGGAAGAACCUGACACAGUCCACCAUAACAUAGCUUUAUAUAAGGAAAAACAAAGCUAUUGCAACUGAAACUUACAUUAUAUGCUGUGCUUUGGUAUGGUAUCUGUUUCUGUUUGUUUUUAAAUGCUUAAAAACUUGAGUCUCAGCUCUUGUUUGGGGGAUAAAUAGCUGUAUAUUAAACAAAAAAAUACCAUGACAAAGAGAACACCUUCAGUCCUAACUAUCUAAACAAUUAAACUACACUAAUGAAGGAGUUCCUUGUGUCUGAAGCAGGAAGGAAUGGGUAAUAUAACAAAUUGUAUUGAAACGUAAAAAAAAAAUUAAGGUGCAUUUCUCCUGAGGGGAAUUGAUAAGAGUUAGCAUGCUAUCUUCAACUGGAUAGCUUUAAUACAUAGAUAUGCUGUAUGAAAACCAGUCUCUCUGGUAUACUGCAAGACUGUUCUUCAUCUGAAUCGGCUGGAAGGAGAUGUUGGUUAUUGCACCUUUAUUUCUGGCCCUUCCUCACUAGUCAAGGUCUGUGCCUACAAGGGUGGAGGUGUACAUAUGUUUUCAUUCAUUUCCGAUGUUUUCAUUCCUAAAGAUCUUUUAAAUAUAUUUAAAAUUGAACUAAGAGUUACAAUAUAUUAUAGAUGUGUAAACUGUUUUUCUACACUGUGUCAUUCAAAUGGUCUGAAGAUUCCGUGUAUUGGUGGGCCAGCAUGCAUUCUUUGUGUGGAUUUUGGAAGCUGCAAUUACUGAAAUAAAGGGAAGGACUGAGGCGUGGAAUAUGUCACACUUUUACUGUGGCUGGUAAAGGAAUGCAGCACAUGAGUUGCUUUUCAGAGGGAAAUAGGACUCCUUUUCCCUUCAGCUAACUUAAAAAUCACUGCAAGUUUGCAGUGUUGAGGACGUGUAUUUGUGCAAAAGGGGAGAAGGAAAGGUGGGGCAUUAAAAAGGAUAUAUAUGUAUUGUGAAAACUUGAUUUCAGGUUCCUGUUUUAAAGGAAAUUAUAUAGGCAACUUAUAUUGGGAUCAGAAGCUGGUUUACUAAUGACCUCUGUGCUAAGGUACAGAGUCUUGAUUACUGCUGUUUGGCUUUGAAAGCUUGUUUUAGAAUGCAGUUGUAGUGAAGAAUUUAUUGUCUUAUGUUUUUUUCCUUUUAAGUCUUGUUAACACUGCAAGUAAUAUUUAAUGGAGUUAUGUUAAUAGGAAAGAUCUGCUGGUAGAACACACUUUACCUCAUUACUUAAUUUCAUUUUUGUUACUUGUAAUGGGUGACUUAC